CUGAAUCAUCAACAACAUCUUGUUCUUUACAUUUCACUAUGUGAUUCAAAGCUUCCUUGUAAGAGGAUUUUAAAGAAACCGCAGAGGAGGAGGUUCCCUUCAUGUAUACAUAAGGGAUUUGUUUCUUGUUGGGAUCCAUCUGAAAUAACAAAUCAAAACAUGAAGUGAAAAUCAAAACUUUGAGAUAUAUCUCAUUUCUUGUAAGUUCAAAGGAUAAAAAUCAAAACUUUGAGAUAUUAUUUAAAGAAUAUAGCUAGAAACUACCAAUGAAGAAUAGGAAAUCAAAAUUUUGAUACAUAUAAUUUUGUUAAGUUCAAAUUAUGAACCCAACUUCCAAAUGGAAAAAAAAUUAAAAAACCAAAACUUUGAGAUAUAUCUCAUUUCUUGUAAGUUCAAGAGAUAUACAAACCAUCAUUCAACAAUGAAUAAAAAAAAUUUGCACAAAAGACCAAGAACUUUUAUUUAGAGAAGAAAAAUUCAUAAGAAAAAAAACAGAUAAACCAAAAACACUACCUUUGGUUUGUUUGACUUUUGUUUACCAAGAACAAAAAAUUAGAGUGUGUCUCUUAAUACUACCUUUGGUACGUUGCUGCUAAGCUAUAUGGAGACAGAUCUUUUUGCAACCAUUUGGGAGGAAAUAGACCCUACCUUCCAAGUAUUUUCAUCUAGCAACAGUUUCAUGUCAUGUGUCUCUUAAUAAUUUUUUAAUUACUCUUUUUUUUCCUAUCAUGUAAGCUUGAAUCGAAGGUGUAUAGUAUUAUUUAAUUUUGUGAGACGUUAAAGAAAAUAACUAACACUGAAACAAAAGUUAAAAUAGGAGUAAUCAUCGGAUAAUCGGAAGUUUUUUUUACUAACUUUUGAAUAAAGACACAAAAUAACCCCGAAUUGAAUGAUGUGUCAAAAAAUAAAAAGGGGCAAAUUGGGGAUUUCAUAUGUAUCUUUUUUUCUUAUAUAGUAUAGUAGAUAGUAGAUAGUAGAUAUAGUAGAUAGAUACGCUGAGAUUGGGCCGCAAGAACUAGCCCAACAUAAAUUGGGUUAACCGAUAAAUUUGGUUUAAGCCCACCCGGCCCAACAAAAAUCUCCAGAUUACGGUGGAUAUAUACACCCGAUCAAGUUGUGUUGUUUAUUGCAUCUUCUUCAAUCUUCUUCAGAUUUUCUUCAGAUACUUAUAUAUAUAUAUUUUCUAAAUCUAAUAAAUCCUCAACACUGAAAAUAACCGUUGUUAAUUCAUUCUCGAUUUUUCUCAAUUUCUCUUAAACCCUUAACGAUGGCUGCGGAGACGCUUCCGUACCAAAACGGCGUCGUUGCCAACUCCAAUUCAUCUUCCCCCGCCGUCAAGAAACCGAAGGAUAACGAUCGACGUCGCCGCCGCAGGAAGCCGAAGAAAAACAACAAAACUUCUGAGCAACCAGCUUCUAACAAUAACGAAGAUAGUGAUGAUGCUAAGGAGAAUACUGAUCCGAAACAGGUGGUUGAGAAAGUUGAAAUUGAGUAUGUACCAGAGAAGGUAGACCUAUAUGAAGGCAUGGAUGAAGAAUUUAGAAAAAUAUUUGAGAAGUUUAGUUUCACUGAUGUCGCUGCUUCGGAGGAAACUGAUAAGAAGGACGAUGUGGCAGAAAAUGCAGUUAUUAAAAAGAAGGCUGGUUCUGAUUCUGACUCUGACGAUGAAGAAAACGAAAAUGAUCAAAAAGAAAAAGGUGGCGUAUCAAACAAGAAAAAAAAGCUUCAACGAAGAAUGAAAAUUGCUGAACUGAAACAAGUUAGCUCAAGACCUGAUGUUGUCGAGGUUUGGGAUGCUACUGCAGCAGAUCCAAAGUUGCUGGUAUUUUUGAAAUCUUAUCGGAAUACUGUACCUGUACCAAGGCAUUGGUGUCAAAAGAGAAAAUUUUUGCAGGGGAAACGUGGUAUUGAGAAACAACCCUUUCAGCUUCCUGAUUUCAUUGCUGCCACUGGUAUUGAGAAAAUCAGACAGGCUUAUAUUGAGAAAGAGGAUAGUAAAAAGUUGAAACAAAAGCAAAGGGAACGUAUGCAACCAAAAAUGGGAAAAAUGGAUAUAGACUAUCAGGUCCUUCAUGAUGCAUUUUUUAAGUACCAGACAAAGCCAAAACUGACUUCCCUUGGGGAAUUGUAUCAUGAAGGAAAAGAAUUUGAGGUGAAGUUGAGGGAGAUGAAACCUGGCAUGUUAUCACAUGAGUUGAAAGAAGCUCUUGGUAUGCCUGAGGGUGCUCCUCCACCAUGGCUUAUUAAUAUGCAGAGAUAUGGUCCUCCACCAUCUUACCCUCAUCUGAAGAUCCCAGGACUGAAUGCUCCCAUACCCCCUGGAGCUAGCUUUGGUUAUCAUCCUGGUGGAUGGGGAAAGCCUCCUGUUGAUGAAUAUGGACGCCCACUGUAUGGAGAUGUUUUUGGUGUUCAACAACAAGACCAGCCUAACUACGAGGAAGAGCCUGUUGAUAAGACCAAACACUGGGGCGAUUUGGAGGAGGAGGAGGAGGAAGAAGAGGACGACGAUGAAGACGAAGAGGAAGAAGAAAUUGAUGAAGAGGAAAUUGAAGCUGGUAUCCAGUCUGUUGAUAGUCUAUCAAGCACUCCCACUGGAGUUGAGACGCCUGAUGUUAUUGACCUACGGAAGCAACAGAGAAAUAAGGAGCCUGAGAGGCCUCUUUAUCAAGUGCUUGAAGAGAAAGAAGAAAAAAUUGGCGCAGGAUCUUUACUUGUACCGGGACACACUUAUGUGGUUGGCACCGGCACCCAGGACAAGUCAGGUGCUAAAAGGGUCGAUUUGCUUAAAGGUCAGAAGUCAGAUAAAGUUGAUGUUACUUUACUGCCAGAAGAGUUGGAAGCCAUGGAAAAUGUUUUGCCUGCCAAGUACGAAGAAGCAAGGGAGGAAGAGAAGAUGCGUAGUCAGCGAGAAGAUUUCAGUGACAUGGUUGCAGAGAAUGAGAAGAAGAGAAAAAGAAAGCAAGAAAAGGAUGGAAAGUCAAAGAAGAAGGACUUUAAGUUUUAGUUUUUUUUGGCAGGCAAGCGCGGAUGUAACCUUUCAUAUUCGAUUAAUUCUCCCUUAAUUCUCGCAUUCUGUGACUAUAGAACUUUGUUUAACUGUCAAUACAUCAUUAUAGCCUGAAAGUAGCGAUCACUGUUUUGGGCAGGAAUAUAUGAUACUAGUAAGUAAAUGAAAAAAAAAAAAUAUACAAUGAAAACACUAUCAAGCUUCUCA
Trifolium pratense (red clover) is the source of this 3214-nucleotide messenger RNA. RefSeq names its product splicing factor 3B subunit 2-like. Gene Ontology annotation, cellular component: catalytic step 2 spliceosome; nucleus; U2-type spliceosomal complex. NCBI's taxonomy places the organism in Eukaryota, Viridiplantae, Streptophyta, Magnoliopsida, Fabales, Fabaceae. The transcript has 18 exons. The record is from RefSeq and is a predicted model, not a curated record. Gene Ontology annotation, biological process: mRNA splicing, via spliceosome. Bases 1268 to 3004 code for a protein of 578 amino acids.